UGCUAUAAAUAUGUUCACGGUCUCAAGUCGCAACGUAGUAAGCAAGUGAGAAACAUAAGUCUAAAGUACGUAAAAGAGGCAGAGAUAUGGCUAUGAGGCGUGCUACUGAAUCUGCAAUUCGGGCUUUUACCUCCCACGCCAACUCCUUGCAUUUCACCAGACAACUUCAUGCUUCUCCAGGGAGCAAAAAGAUUGUGGGUGUGUUCUAUAAAGCGAAUGAAUAUGCUUCCCUGAAUCCCAAAUUCCUGGGCUGCGCUGAGAAUGCUUUGGGGAUCCGUGAAUGGCUGGAAUCAAAGGGGCAUCAGUACAUCGUUACUCCUGACAAAGACGGACCAGAUUGUGAGCUUGAGGAGCACAUCCCUGAUCUCCACGUGUUGAUAACCACUCCCUUCCAUCCGGCCUACGUCACGGCCGAAAGGAUCAAGAAGGCAAAGAAUUUGCAGCUGUUACUGACUGCUGGAAUUGGUUCAGAUCAUAUAGAUCUCAAUGCGGCCGCCGCCGCUGGAUUGACGGUGGCGGAGGUCACCGGGAGCAACGUUGUUUCGGUUGCAGAGGAUGAACUUAUGCGUAUCCUAAUUCUUGCCCGGAAUUUUGUUCCGGCACACCAGCAGGUCAUCAACGGGGAGUGGGAUGUUGCGCGUAUUGCAUAUAGAGCUUAUGAUCUGGAAGGGAAAACCGUUGGAACAGUUGGUGCAGGUCGUAUUGGACGGCUUCUGCUGCAGAGGCUGAAACCGUUUAAGUGUAGUCUGUUGUAUCAUGAUCGCCUCAAGAUGGACCCGGAGUUGGAGAAGGAAAUAGGUGCAAAUUUUGAGGAAGAUCUUGACGCCAUGCUGUCAAAAUGUGACGUAGUUGUCAUCAACAUGCCUCUCACUGAUAAAACCAGAGGGAUGUUCGACAAACAUCAAAUUGCAAAGAUGAAGAAGGGAGUUCUUAUAGUGAACAACGCCCGGGGAGCAAUCAUGGACACUCAAGCAGUUGUGGAUGCCUGUUCCAGUGGCCACAUUGCUGGUUACAGUGGCGAUGUUUGGAACCCACAGCCAGCUCCCAAGGAUCACCCAUGGAGAUAUAUGCCAAACCAAGCAAUGACCCCUCAUAUUUCUGGAACUACCAUUGACGGACAGUUGCGCUAUGCUGCGGGAGUUAAGGACAUGCUGGACAAGUACUUUAAGGGCGAAGAGUUUCCUGCACAAAACUACAUUGUCAAGGAUGGAAAACUGGCAAGCCAGUACAGAUAAAUGGCUUCUAUUACUU
Ipomoea nil (Japanese morning glory) is the source of this 1251-nucleotide messenger RNA. RefSeq names its product formate dehydrogenase, mitochondrial-like. Gene Ontology annotation, molecular function: oxidoreductase activity, acting on the CH-OH group of donors, NAD or NADP as acceptor; NAD binding; formate dehydrogenase (NAD+) activity. Lineage: Eukaryota; Viridiplantae; Streptophyta; Magnoliopsida; Solanales; Convolvulaceae. Gene Ontology annotation, cellular component: mitochondrion; chloroplast. The transcript has 6 exons. Bases 87 to 1235 code for a protein of 382 amino acids. The record is from RefSeq and is a predicted model, not a curated record.